CCCGCUUCUAGCUCGACAACCUUGUAUGUACACUUCAGUCUCUCAGGUCGGCCGACACGCAGCGCGCAUAAUCGAGGGAAAUAAGUAGGCAGCAGCAUCUGCCCAAGAAAGCAAGGUUCCUGGGCGGCGAAAAGGAAAGAGAUCUUUUGUGGCGCUCAUACUCGAGGGAUUUAACAACGUCAUCUAACCUGCCUUACCCACCGAGGACUGGACUGUCAUCAACGAGCAGCUCUGCACUCUACACCACGGCCAUUGCACCGCCAUCUCUACACCACGGCCUCUCUCUCAUCUCGCCAUAUCUGAUCUGAUCUGUCGCCGCCCGCCCAUGGCUUCGACUCCUCGCCCAACUACUUCGCUCAGCAAAGUGCCUUCUGUCAAACGGCUGUCCGAGCUUUUAGGCAUUCAGCACGCUUCGCUAAAAGACUCGACGGUGUUCAUGGAUGCGACCCACGCUUUCAGGAAGUCGUGCAAAACGAUCGGUGGCUCUCUCGUCGCCACGCUCGUUGACUGGAACCUUCCAUCGGUGCAGACAGAUCUCAGGACUGCCGCAGUGAAGUUCUUAGACGAUAAUGGCAACGGUGAGCGCUUUUGGAACCCCACCAGACCUUGGGCCCAACCGUCCGAUUUACACUAUCCCAAGGACAGAGACAGGAUUAUCGACCUUCUCGUGCAACUCUUCUGGAAACAAAAUCGAUACCUUAACAACAACUCUCGCUACAAUGGCAAAUCAACGGAUUCUCGUUCUCGCGGCGGUUCGACUGAUCAAUCGACGCCUGCACGCGAGAGUCACGAGAAGUGUGCUACCUCUCCCUCGACCACAUCCCUUCCAGGCCAAAACAGGAAGAAUGAGAACAAGAUGCCCGCAGCGCCCACAAGGCCAACGGAAGUCGCGACGGCAUCUCCAGUAAUCGCCGAAGGCGCGGAACGGCGAGGGGAUGCAGCCACCCACGGUCCUCAUGAGGUUGAUCAUAUGUGCGACGUCCCUGACAGCUCGGAUGACCAAGACGCGCCAACACGAGCCUUUCCAUCUGCUCAGACAGGCAAACAUUCUCGAGAUGAGCGACCAGAUGAUGAGAAUGAAGCACGAAAAAGAAAAAAGCACCAAACAGAAGAGUCGCCACGAAGAACUGAACGAAAACGGCAAUCUCGCUCCCUGGCCGAUGUAGUGCCGCCGGAGGUAGUGGAUAUGCUUCUCGAUAUGGAAGACGCUGAGGCUGAGAUUGGCCCCCCAAGUCCUUUGUCAGGUGUGUCAAAGAAACAGCAGUCAGACUCGACAGUCUGUCUACAACUAGGCCCGAAUAUUUCCGCUUCGGGAGGACUCGCACAUGCUAUAUCAGACCAGAGUGAUUCGCCCAAUGGUCCAUUUGCUGCACCGACAGCCCCGAUGAUCUCAACCCAACGGCCCACGGCACCGCAGCCAUCUCUGUCGACAGAUCAACCUGCUCCAUCUAUGAAGGAUGUCCCCCUGGAGAUGCCGCAUUCAGAUCGACUUCAAAAAUCCAAGACACUGCCACCCAAUCCCACUGCAGGCAUUCAAUCUGCAACUUCUCAUACCAAGAUUAAGAAAGCUGUGAGAGGUAAGCCGGCUUCUUCGAGUCUAGAACAGGACAAUGUGGCCUCUUCAACUGGACGCCAACCGAAAUCAACUCCCACCUCGCCACCGUUUCCAAGGAAGGCAGCAUCAGUUUCAUCAAACGACGAUAACGACGUGGUACCUCUGAGCUUCGCAAGAGAGCAUUCCGGAUUAUCGUUGCAAGGCGGUUCACUCUCAACGAAUGAUGCUUACAGCGGACCGCCAGGCAAGCCUCCGACACCUUCCUUGCAGUCAACGACUGCUUCAAAUACAGCAAGAGAGCCGCUUCCCACUAAAAUGCAGCAUGCAACCCCAGAACCACCAGUAGUCCCGCAAGCCUUGUCUCAACCCAGUACCCCGGUCCCUCGCCCGAGGAUCCAAAUCCCCUUCUGGAUCAUCACCCGGGAACCGCUUUACACGGAAGAACUCUGGAACGAAGGAAAAUUCCAGGGGCUCCUCCUCGCCGAGUUCCUCGAUGGGAUCGCAAAGGUGACCCAGCGGGGCCAGCACAUCGAAAAGGUAAAGCUCACGCUGCGGACCCCCUUCUCCAACACGAUCUUGACGGUCCACGGCGAUGCCGAGGAUGCCUGGACCACGGCCAAAGCUGCGUUUGCUGAAAAGCUGAAGGGGUCGCGGGCGGAAGCGAGGGCGAGGAGAGUUGAUGAUGGUGGAGGGUAUAAAAUCUUGAUUGAGCCUUUCUAUGAGCAAGUCAUCACGCCGGCCGGUGGUGCGGAAGCCGACGAUGAUGUGUUUGAUUAUUAAUCUAUGUUUUAAAUAUAUGAAAUAUACCGAAUUAGGACUGCCUUUUAGUAGAACUGAUACAUUAAAUAGAGCUCGGGUUUAAUACAGAUUCUAGAAAUAUUUCAGAUUAAAAAUUUAAUAAUAAAAUUCAG
This is a messenger RNA of Hyaloscypha bicolor E, 2466 nucleotides long. RefSeq lists its product as uncharacterized. Lineage: Eukaryota; Fungi; Ascomycota; Leotiomycetes; Helotiales; Hyaloscyphaceae. The transcript is spliced from 4 exons. The record is from RefSeq and is a predicted model, not a curated record. The coding region runs from base 326 to 2335 and encodes 669 amino acids.